CUAAACAGAAAAGGCCCAGAAGCCCAAGUCUGAAGAGCCAAUGCUCGCCCCCGGCGACUUCUGUCUGGUUAAAGCACAGAACACUAGUACACAAAUCAAUGGAGCUUCCACUAAUAAAAUCGACUCUCUUACUCUUUCUGAUUCUUGUUUACAAAAGUGCCCCUACUCCGGUUGUGCUUGGAUCGGCUAUAAAACAGCAACCAGAAGAAGAGUUCCACGAGGAACUAUUGUUAAGGCCGUUACCUGAUCGAAAAGUUUUGGCGCAUUUUCACUUUGAAAGCACAGCUCCUCCUCCGAAUUCAAAUGGGCGUCACCAUCAUCUCUUCCCUAAACCCAUUUCUCAGCUGCUACAAAAGUUUCAUAUUAAGGAAAUGGAAUUAUCAUUCACACAAGGUCGUUGGAACUACGAAAGCUGGGGAGGAUUUGACCCCAUAUCGAGCACUAAUGCUAAGCCUCCUGGAGUUGAAUUGUGGGCUGUCUUUGAUGUCCCCCACGACCAAGUUGAUGCUUCUUGGAAGAGUUUAACACAUACUCUUUCAGGUCUUUUCUGUGCUUCAAUUAACUUUCUUGAGUCCUCUUCAUUGUAUGCAGCUCCUGAAUGGAGCUUCCGACCAGCUACAGGGAAUAUAAGGUACGGUAUGUUGCCUCGUGAAGCUGUUUGCACUGAGAACCUAACUCCAUGGUUAAAGCUUCUUCCUUGUCGAGACAAAGCUGGGAUUUCUGCAUUAAUGGAUAGACCAUCACUUUACAGAGGUUUUUAUCAUUCUCAGAGGUUGCAUUUGACCUCUAACAAAUCUGGUCCAGAGGGGAAAAAUUCAGGUAUCAUUCUAGAACAAUCACUCACUAUUGUUCUUCAGCCUUAUAGUUAUUCUAGUGCAAAGAAUUUUCAACCAAGCUGGUCUUUGAGUUCAAUACUCGGAAGGAAAAUCACUGGAAGUUGUGAUCUUGCAAAAUCUAGCAAUGUAUACCUUCAAUUUGAGAGUAACCUAGUAACGGAACUAAAGAAAAUCGAGAAUAAUGGAGUUGUCGACAUAGCUUCUGGAGGGAUUUGGGGGCCUGGCUUUGAAUUGUCAGUUAAGCCAGACAUGGUGUUUGAAGAAGAGAAUAGCAGGCACAGAAAGGGCUCUUCUGUCUUUUAUAAGUUUUCAGUUGAUAAAUACAGUGAUUCUCAGCCUUUUGAUCUAGGCCUUACAUGGAAAUAUCCUGUAACUUGGUCAUGUGAACAAGCACCACUACAUGCUAGCAGGUUCUUGAUGGGAAGUGGGAAUGAAAGGGGUGCAAUUGCUAUCUUAUUGAAAUCUACAGAUAUAAGUGAUGCUUCCUUGGGCACUUCUUGUGCUACUGGUGGAAAUAAGUUGCGAGUUGAUGUUUUCCAAGUUGUGCCUUGGUAUGUUAAGGUAUAUUAUCAUACUCUUCAGCUGUUUGUGAAUGACCAACCUAAGGCAGUUGGAGAUUUUAUAGUGAAGAUUCAUGUUUCGCCAUCCAAAGACAAGAUAUCACCUGGAGUGAUGGAGAUGGUCUUGCAACUUCCUUGUGAUGUGAAAUCGGCCACUUUAACAUUAGAGUUUGAUAAGGGUUUCCUACACAUUGAUGAAUAUCCUCCAGAUGCUAAUCAAGGAUUUGAUAUUCCAUCAGCUGCAAUAAGCUUUCCCAACUUUUACACCAGCAAGAUUUUUCCUAGCAAUUGUUCUGUGGAAAAGUCACCCAUGUUGUCUAAAUUUCAGGAAAAGAAUCCUGUUCUUGCUUACACAGAAGUGUUACUUGUACCUUUGACAACUCCUGAUUUUAGCAUGCCAUAUAAUGUAAUCACAAUCACAUGCACGGUAUUUGCGUUGUACUUUGGAUCAUUGCUAAAUGUUCUUCGAAGGCGUGUUGCUGAGGAGGAAAGGCUUCUUAAGAAAAAAGCUGACGAGAAAACCAGCUGGCUUUCCAAAUUGUCUGCUAAGCUAAGAGGAAAACCGCAGGACAAUCCCGAGUCACAGCAGGAAACUUCCGAGUUGAGGCGAGAAGCUCUGGAGUCACCAUCAAAGUCAUCAUCCCUUAUUAAUUCUAAAUUAUUGUUGAAAAUUAUGCUAGUGGCUGGUUUUGCUGUUGCUUGGCAAUACUAUUUUGGAUAACAUCAUUAGUUACUGGAUUCAGAACUUUGGAGUGUACAAUAUAUGAGAGAAGAGAGAGCAUACUUUUUAGAUAUCAGUAAAAGAAUUGUUUCUACCAUUAUACAUGGAACUUUCUUCUGUAA
This is a messenger RNA of Ricinus communis (castor bean), 2239 nucleotides long. RefSeq names its product GPI transamidase component PIG-T. The record is from RefSeq and is a predicted model, not a curated record. Gene Ontology annotation, cellular component: GPI-anchor transamidase complex. Gene Ontology annotation, biological process: attachment of GPI anchor to protein. The transcript is spliced from 5 exons. The coding region runs from base 99 to 2117 and encodes 672 amino acids. NCBI's taxonomy places the organism in Eukaryota, Viridiplantae, Streptophyta, Magnoliopsida, Malpighiales, Euphorbiaceae.